AUGUCAUCCGAAUUCAAUAUUCUCACCCCCAAUGCCAUGCUUGGCUAUGGCUACCGGGUUGAGCAUUUCUGGUAUGGAAUUGAGAAGUUCACCCCGAAGGCGAUUAUCGUUGAUAGCGGGUCGACCGAUGGCGGACCCUACAAGCUUGGCCUAAACAAGAUGACCUGCGGCCGUGAUUCUUACAUUCGUGAUUUGACACCGAUUCUCCAAGCCUGCUUCCACAAAAAGAUCCAGGUCCUGAUUGGGUCGGUCGGUGGCGAUGGCAGCGACAAGCAUGUCCAAGAGAUGUUCGAAAUCGUCCAAGAAAUCGCCGCAAGGAAAGGGUUUUCCUUUAAAGUUGCCACUAUUUCGGCUGGCUUUGAAAAAAAUCUCUUGACGCGGCGCAUUGUCAGUCAAAAGGUUGGCCCAUGUGGUCCGGUGGAAGAAUUGACGGUGGAAAGCGCCGACCGCGCUAUUGACAUCGUUGCGCAAAUGGGCGCUGAGCCGUUUCUGAAAGCUCUAGAAACUUCUCCUGAUAUCAUUCUAGGAGGUCGUUGCUAUGACCCAGCUCCUUUUGCUGCGCUCUCUAUCUAUCACGGUGUACGUUCUGGCGUAGCAUGGCAUAUGGGCAAGAUUAUGGAAUGUGGCGGUAUCUGCGCACUUCCCAAAGGACGGUCAAUGAUCGCCACAAUGCGGAAAGAAUCUUUUGAUUUGACUCCCUUGUCGCCAAAAGAGAGAUGUACUCCUCUCUCGGUUGCUGCCCAUACUUUAUACGAGAAGACACGUCCGGAUCGCCUGCCGGGGCCCGGUGGAGUCCUGGUGCUUGAUAACGCCUCAUAUGAACAGUUGACGGAGAAAACCGUGCGUGUCAGCGGUGCCGAAUUCGAGCCUACGCCUGUCUACCAAGUCAAAUUAGAGGGUGUAGAGAAGCUGGGAUAUCGUACCAUCUUUAUUGGCGGUAUCCGCGACCCUAUUCUUAUUGGGCAAAUCGACACCUUUCUCGCGGACGUGCGCGAGUAUACCCAAAGUCUGUUCCCUGAACUAGACAAGUCACCACAAUGUCAGCUGUUGUUCCAUUUCUAUGGUCGCAACGGAACAAUGGGUCCACUUGAGCCUUCACCCGCCGUCGGGCACGAUCUUGGUAUUCUAGGAGAAGUUGUUGCCCCGUCCCAGGAACUGUCAUAUACAAUCGCCAAUAAUGCCCGCGCAUCAAUUCUACACAUGCCCUACAAGAACCAGAUCGCAACAACCGGGAACUUUGCGUCUCCUCUCUCUCCUCAUGAGACUGCCGCUGGUCCUGUUUUCCGCUUCAAUGUCUACCAUCUCGUUGACCUCGAGGCCGGUGAAGAAACAACGCUAUUCCCGAUAAACAUAAAGACGAUCACCAACAGCCCUUCUCCAACUGAAGAUGCCGCUGUUCUUGGUCUUUCUGACCUUGAGAGGCAAAUUCUUCUCUCCGAAUCCCUCGAGCCCUUAUCUUUUAAACCGGUGCCACAAGGGGAGUGUCAAAUGAUGGAAAUCGCCAAAAUUAUCAGGUCCAAGAAUUCAGGCCCAUUUGAGAUGACAUUCGACAUUAUGUUCGAUACUAUGGAGGCUUACGAUCGGGUCAAAAACGCCAAUAUUCUGACUAAUGAGCGUAUAACGUCUCUAUAUCACCUGAAACCCGAAGAUAUCAUCGUCAAUAUGUUUUUCGAACCUGCGUUGGCAUGGAAAUGCACGAUUCGCAGGCCCUGGGAGCAGGGAACUGUGGGGGAGCGUGACACGCUGGGCACCCAGCAACAUGGACCCCUUUUGUCCAUCGUCGUCCCUGCUGUCUCCGAUCUCGUUGUUAAGCCUAGCUCAAUUGAUAACGCAGGCCUAUCCCUGUCCCCUCGGGAUCGCUCCAAUUUUUCGGCCACGGACAGCGUUCAAUAUCUAUGGACGACUCUGGGCUUGCCUGCCGCAUCACUAGAAAAUCUUAGGCUCCCUGGCAAGGGUCUUGGCUUGCCCUCUUCCUUCAAAAUCGGCCACAUUGCGCAGGCUUCAAUUGGUCUUUCUGCCUUGCUUGCUGCGCAGAUCUUUGCUCUUCGCACCGCUUCUUCUGUGCCCACAGUGACGGUUCCUCUAGAACAUGCGGCUAUUGAAUUUAAAUCGGAGAGGCUAUACACACUGGCCGGUGAGCCCGCCCCGUCACCAUGGGGGCCUAUCGGUGGCUUGCACAAAACUUCAAAUGGUUAUGUGCGUGUGCACGAUUCCUUCCCUAAUCAUCGGAAUGGGGCUCUCGCUCUAGUCGGUUGCAAGCCGAAUGCCACUCGUGCGCAACUAGAGCAGAAAAUUAGAGACCGGUGCUCAGUCGACCUUGAAACGGCCGCUUUCGAAAACCGCCUUGUCAUUUCUGCCCUUCGGUCAUAUUCUCAGUGGGACGUGCUCCCUCAGGCCAGGCAGAUCGCCGAUUUCCCGAUCACCCUUCGAAAACUCUGUGAUGGGCCAAUUGGUCUGCCUUCGACGAUGCAAUUGCAGCCCGAUAAGGCUCUCCGCGGCUUACGUGUUCUCGAGUUGUCCCGCGUCAUCGCCGCGCCCCUCUCGGGAAAGACAUUGUCUGUUCAUGGCGCAGAUGUUCUCUGGGUCACAAGCCCUAACCUUCCCGAUCUCCCUACCAUGGACCGUGACUUCGGCCGAGGCAAGCGUACAAUUCAGCUUGACCUAAACACCCAAUCUGACCAAAAUGAACUUUCUGAGCUACUCGAGGAGGCUCAUGUGUUUGUACAAGGUUUCCGCCCUGGAGGUGUCGCCCAGCGUGGUUUCUCACCAGAUGUUCUAUCAAACCGCUUCCAGCAUCGCAACAUUACCUGUGCCAAUAUGUCUGCCUACGGGCCUGAUGGCCCCUGGUCAGAUAAACGAGGAUUUGACUCCCUGAUCCAAACGUGUUCCGGCAUGAACGUAUCGGAGGCGGAGCACUUCGGUGCUGGGGAGGUGGCUCGUCCCACCCCCUGUCAAGCAUUAGACCACGCUGGAGGCUACUUCCUGGCUUCUGGUAUCAUGGCAGCGUUGUAUAAGCAAGCGACAGAGGGCGGGUCCUGGCAGGUUGACGUAUCUUUAGCAGGUGUGAUGAAGUAUCUUCGCUCUCUUGGACAGUUCGAAGGAAAGUCAGGCUUUGAGACACAAGACUUCACAUGCACCAAAGACGUCCCUGAAGACUACUUGGAAACUCGGGAAACAGGUUUUGGAGAAAUGACUGCUAUCCGACACUCUGCUUCAAUUGAGGGAGUUAAUGUUGGCUGGGAUAUUAUGCCCAAGCCCCUCGGUUCUGAUGAAAAGAAAUGGCUGUAG
This is a messenger RNA of Penicillium alfredii, 3288 nucleotides long. RefSeq lists its product as uncharacterized. NCBI's taxonomy places the organism in Eukaryota, Fungi, Ascomycota, Eurotiomycetes, Eurotiales, Aspergillaceae. The record is from RefSeq and is a predicted model, not a curated record. The transcript is spliced from 2 exons. Gene Ontology annotation, molecular function: catalytic activity. Bases 1 to 3288 code for a protein of 1095 amino acids.